GUGAAAAUUUGAAAAAGGCGCAUUUUCACAUUUAUUCAUUUUUUUAGAGUUAAGGUUUCACUGCACAUAUUGCGCUAUUUGUGGGCUAUUGUUGAAAAUCAGACCUGGCGACUCUGACGUCACAAUUAUGCGACACGAGACGUGUGAGGGCGGAACUAGCGGCGGUCAAGGAGCAGUGAGAUUAAACAGCCUCCCGCCGGGGAUACGAGCAGCGGGGCAGUAUGGGCAGGAGAGAAUCAUGAGAGAUGGGUCGGUGGGGGUCGGGCACAGGUCUGAGGAAGGGACAUGGUCAGUAGGCGGAAUGCCCGGUGGAUCCAAUGGGAAUUGUGCGCUGGUCUCUCACACUCGCUUUGGUCUCAUGGCUCCGGUAGUGUCGAGCUUUGCCCGGGAAGCAGCGCCUCAAAGGCUCCGUGUGGCCCCGAUAGACGCAGAGUCGAUGGUGCGGGCGGGGCGGCUGCAGGAGUUGGGGGGAGCGUCGGACCGGGGCUCAGCCGUGUGGCUCCCCAACAAGCAGCUCCGGGAGUUGGGCCUCUUCCACCGGGAGUGGGUAUGGGUGACUGUCCCUGAGGAGAUGAGGGGGGCUGCGAGUAUAAGGGGGGCGGCUGAGGGGAGACACGUCGCUCUCAUAUUGGCUGCGGAGUUGUGCUGGGGGCACCCCCACAAGUACAAACACCCCCUCAGCACCCUGUGUCCCCCUCACUGCACCCACACCGCCCUCAUCUCUGCCUCCCUCCUCUUUAACCUGGGCCUUGGGACUGGGCCCCUCAGCGAAAUCCUCAUACAGAGGUUCUGUUGUGACACAUUGGAGGGAGGCCGUUCUGCUCUUGUUGGACCUCCGUUGGCCAGGGAGCUCUGUGUGCAGAUUGUGAAGUCUCCGUCUUAUAGCAGUGACGUCUCAUACAAAAAGGCUUUGUUUCAUCACUUCCAAACUGCCAGGGUCGUUCAGUGCGGAGAUAUUCUGUGUGUUUCAUCUCUUUCACAUGAAGAAUUUUUACAGAACAAUCCAAACAUGGCUGUCAGGUGCCCCGACCUUUAUUUUAAGGUGCUUCGAAUCGAGGGCAGACCAGGAGAAGAGCAGUGCCAAGCCUACCUUGCCCAUUCCAACCACAUGAUUCUGUUCCAGGAAGGCAGCACUCAUAGUUACAUUCCAUCCUUUCCUUCCCGGGAUGGACACGUGUUCUGGAGCAGUCUCUUCCCAGCUGGACUCUCUAAUGCAGUGGAUGAAAUCUGCAAGAUCCUUCAGCCUUACCUUGAGGUCACGUGUGACAUUCUUCCUACAGGAGGAAGAAUCCUGUUUUCUGGUCCUACUGCCAGUGGCAAAAAGACAGUUGUGAAAGCCGUGUGCAGCCGCUUAAACCUCCAUCUCUACGAGAUUGAGUGUGCAAGGCUGUGCAGAGAGAGCAGCGCUGGAAGUGUGGCACGCCUCAAGGCACUACUUUCCAGGGCACAGGAGUUUCAGCCUUGCCUUGUCCUGCUUGGUCAUGUGGAGCUUCUGGGUCGAGAACGAGAUGGUUCUGGAGAGGAUGGCAGGGUUAUUAGCGCUUUCCGAAGCCUUCUCUUGGGGGGAGAGACACAGGCCAGGGAUUUCCCUGUGUUGGUUGUUGCCACCACCUCUUCCCCCAAUGAGAUACCACUUGACAUGCAGACCUGUUUCCUGAAUGAGGUUUUCUUAGAGCCCCCAACAGAGGAUCAGAGACACAGCCUGCUAGCAGCUCUCACUGCACCUCUGUCCCUGGGCCGGGACGUCAGUAUCCCAAAGUUUGCACGCAGGACAGCGGGUUUUGUUUUGGGGGAUUUCUGUGCCCUCUUGUCCAAGGCUGGGCGCAAUGCAUGUGAGAGGAUUCAAAACUCAAGAUCUCUUAUAGAGGCAGUGGAAGAAGAGGGAGGACUCUCAGCAGCUGGGGUUCAAUUAAUGGCUCAGGAUUUCCAUGACGCCUUAUCUGCUUUGCAGGACUCCCAGGCUGAGGCUGUUGGGGCGCCCAAGGUUCCUUGCGUACAAUGGAAAGAUGUUGGGGGUCUUCAAGAUGUGAAACGUCAGCUCCUGGACACUGUGCAGCUUCCUUUGGAACACCCUGAAGUACUGUCAAUGGGUCUUCGGAGAUCUGGCGUCCUUCUUUAUGGCCCCCCAGGAACAGGCAAAACACUUCUGGCAAAGGCUGUGGCCACAGAGUGCACCAUGACUUUCCUAAGCGUUAAGGGACCUGAACUCAUCAAUAUGUAUGUGGGUCAGAGCGAGGAAAAUGUGAGGAAAGUGUUCUCCCGUGCUCGCUCGGCUGCUCCCUGCAUUAUAUUCUUUGAUGAGCUCGAUUCCUUGGCACCCAAUCGUGGGAAGAGUGGGGAUUCCGGAGGGGUGAUGGACAGAGUAGUAUCACAGCUGCUGGCAGAGCUGGACGGACUUCACUCUUCCAAUGACGUCUUUGUAAUUGGAGCAACAAAUCGCCCUGAUCUCUUGGAUUCUGCUCUACUGAGACCCGGAAGAUUUGACAAACUGCUAUAUGUUGGAGUGAACGAAGAUCGCGAAUCCCAGCUCAGAGUCUUGGCGGCGAUCACACGAAAGUUCUCCCUUCACCCCACAGUGGACCUGUCUGUUGUGAUUGAGCAUUGCCCAGCUGCACUUACUGGGGCCGAUUUGUACUCCCUCUGUGCAGACGCCAUGAUGAGUGCAAUUAAAGAGGGGGUACGGCAACUGGAAGAUGGACACCAGGAACAGCCCCCGGAACUGGUGGUCAAAAUGGAGCAUUUUCUUCAGGCAGCCAAUCGCCUGCAGCCAUCUGUGUCUGUCAGUGAAUUACAGCGCUAUGAACGUAUCCGCAAGCAGUACUCCGCUCCUGAGUCACCUGUUGUGUCCCUUGCCCGAUAGUAACUGAUCCUCUCUAGCUCUGGACUGAGAAGAAGUCAUGCCCGGUAAAGUCCAUUGCCCAGAACAACUGAUACUUUCUAGCUGGAUCCAUACUGGGAAGCUUCAGUGCCUUAUAAAGACCUUUUCCUCGUUCCAGAAAACCAUUACUUGGUUAAUACUGAUAUACCCCAGCUGUAACUGGUCUGUACAUGAAGAGUUUGGGGGGCUAGUCAUACAGAGAGAUAGGACAGUGCAGGGGUCCCCAGUUUACAGGGAGAGAACAGGGUGGCCAAAGCCGAACAAAGAAAGCAAAGAGUUGUAUGUAAUUAUUCAAGGAGUUGACCAAAGAGAGUCCAAUAUGGCCCCAGUUUUAUAUGGAAAGAGCAGGACGACGACUUCCAUCUUUCUGUUUACUGCCUGUCAGUCAUUAUGUGAUGAAUAAGAAGCAGUGAGACAUGAGAUUAUUUGCAGUUUGAUUAAUCACCACUUGCGGGGGCGACAAAUCUCCAAUGCUUUCCCAGCAGCUAACAUGCCAAUUGCCACCUGGGAAACAUACUCUGUGCCAAGAUGCCCAAAAUUUCCCGGCAAGGAAAGGCAGGGCAGAGUACAAAGUGUAUCAAUCAACAUCCACAGCCUCCAUGUCUCUCUAUGAGCCUGAUUUUUGCACCCCUCUCUGCUAGAGUCCUGCACGGGUCCAUUUUUUGGAACCAGGAUCCGCAACUGCAAUCCGCAUUCUUAUCUGCUUGGACCCGCUACCCGACCCGCAAGUCCCUUAUCCGGACCCGCGACCCUCUGACUAUCAAGAAUCAGGAAGUGCUGUCAUUGUAAACCGGAAGUGACAUCAUCAGAGGUAGGCAUGAUAAGAAAAAAGGAGUAAAAAAUCGAUAUUGAGAAGACCCGCAGAACAGUCGACCUGCGUCUAUACCCGCACCCGGAACUUCAACCCGCAGGGUACCGCAGGUUUUUGUGGGUGCCCGACCUGCUGCAGGACUCUACUCUGUGCUCUAGCCCUAAUUUAAAUGGGUUUUCCAUUUUAUUUCCUUAAACCCCCACAGAGCAAUAUACACAGUAAAUAUAAAGAAUCAAAGAGAGACGGUUUGUAUGGGUGAACAUCAUAUAAUCAGUUAUUCUCGUUGGAGACCUUGUAACAUAACUGCAUUCUUCUAAGCAAUUGGCAAAUUUAAUUCUCUGUGGUUUAUUGAUGUAUUUCCCAAGAUAUGGCCCCAGGCUCAUGUGAACUCUUAUGUUCUGCUGCCCAAACACUGUGUCACCCAUUCCUGCCGCUGGGCAAUGGCUUGUCUGUCCAUGUGUUCUUUUUGGGCUGUUUUUUUAAUAUAUAAUAUAAAUAAUAAUAAUGCACUGAGAAUUAGUUUAUGCACUUUACAUUGAUUUCUUUAAUAAAUGCUGAUCUGGAAUGAUAA
This is a messenger RNA of Xenopus laevis (African clawed frog), 4260 nucleotides long. It is a transcript of the gene pex6.S, whose product is annotated as peroxisome assembly factor 2. Lineage: Eukaryota; Metazoa; Chordata; Amphibia; Anura; Pipidae. The record is from RefSeq and is a predicted model, not a curated record. Bases 128 to 2860 code for a protein of 910 amino acids. Gene Ontology annotation, biological process: protein import into peroxisome matrix. The transcript has 18 exons. Gene Ontology annotation, molecular function: ATP binding; ATP hydrolysis activity. Gene Ontology annotation, cellular component: peroxisomal membrane; membrane; cytosol.